This is a messenger RNA of Alexandromys fortis (reed vole), 492 nucleotides long. RefSeq names its product ribonuclease 8-like. The record is from RefSeq and is a predicted model, not a curated record. The transcript has 2 exons. NCBI's taxonomy places the organism in Eukaryota, Metazoa, Chordata, Mammalia, Rodentia, Cricetidae. Bases 1 to 492 code for a protein of 163 amino acids.
AUGGCGGGAAGCAGACAGAGAGAAGCUACCAACCAGAAUAAGAUUCUGCUCCAGACACUGUGGGUAGCUGAAGUCCCAGUCAGUACCAAGCCUAAUCAUGUGACCUCGUCUCAGAAUUCAACAUGCAGAACGUGGAGCCCAGCAUGCAAUUCAGCAAAGGAUCACACCAACAAGUAUGCAAAAGACAACAAAAACCUCAACAUCUUCCUGCAUCCAUCCUUUCCAAGUGUGACCUCCACCUGCCAGACCCUGACCGUAGCCUGCAAGAAUGGCCACAAGAACUCCCACCAAAGUGGAGAGCAUAUGUCCCUGACCUCUCCUCAGGCAUGUUUUCACCCUACAGUGAGCAUCCUAAUGCAUCUUACACAACAGCCUGCAACUCUCCUCAAAAAGAUGCUCUGGGAAUCCCCACUGGUUCCUAUGCACUUGGACCAAGUUGUUUUUUUUUUUUUUUUAGUUUUCCAGACUUCUUACUUUUUGGCCAAGUCCUGA